AUAAUUUAACCAUCAAUCGUCAUACAAACGAACAACGUACUUCUUCAAAGAUGCAGCGAAUCGUAACGCAACUGUGACUAACUGUGAAUGGUGAACGAUGAAUGUUGCAGAAUCAAACAUAAACCGAAUAGAUAUGGAUUUGAAUAAACAAAUCAUUUUCGCCGUCCGGAAAAGGCCUUGUCUCAACAAUUCGAGAAAUAUCAGUGAAAGAAACUUAGCUUGGAAGCAGUUGGCGGAAGAAUUGAAGAUAGAUGAAACGUUGUUAAAAAUUCGAUGGAAUUUAUUGUUGAAGCGCUAUCAGGCGGAUGAGUUUUGCAAAUAUGGGCAAUUCAUGCGCUUUGUUGAUCGAAACGAAUUGCAACAAACUUUCAAAUGGCCUGAGUUUGAGAUCACGGAAGAUGACGUUGGAGAGUGGCGCUGUAACAAAGAGGAAAAUAAUUUCCUAGAAGUGGAAGAUUUGGAGAGUUCGUUAGAAGAUGCCCAUAAAAUGAAGUUAAUCCAAAGAGGCGCUGAAAAGAAUGACAAAUUAAUUCAGGGUUGUGAUGAAAGCGUGGCUUGUCUUAAAAAUCCUAAUGGCAAAGAAUAUGCAGAAAUCGGCGAAUGGCAAGAAAGUCGCGAAGAUAAAGACUGGAGAAACAACCCUAAAGACGAUAAUAACAAAAGUGAAAACUCAUCAUUCGAACGCUGUGAAGAUGUUAUAUUUGGAGAACUCGUGUCAGCAAUGCUUAAACGAAUGGACGGGGAUAAGAAACGCAACAUUAAAAAAGAAAUUAUGAAUUUGCUUUUGACGUAGGCAUUCGAUGUGUUUACGUUUUAAAUAGUAACGUUUUUAAAAUAUCAUAAACAAUUCGGAAUCAAUUAAAAAAUUUGUUUUGUUUAAAUACA
Messenger RNA from Musca domestica (house fly), 885 nucleotides. RefSeq lists its product as uncharacterized. The coding region runs from base 98 to 793 and encodes 231 amino acids. Lineage: Eukaryota; Metazoa; Arthropoda; Insecta; Diptera; Muscidae. The record is from RefSeq and is a predicted model, not a curated record. The transcript has 3 exons.